Molecule: messenger RNA, 4225 nt
Organism: Cherax quadricarinatus
Lineage: Eukaryota; Metazoa; Arthropoda; Malacostraca; Decapoda; Parastacidae
Product: glutathione S-transferase 1-1
Biological process (GO): glutathione metabolic process
Molecular function (GO): glutathione transferase activity
Source: RefSeq, a predicted model, not a curated record
ACAAGGGCUAUACAGCGCUGCAGCGUCGUUAACAAUACCUCAAAUUUAGAAUAUUUACUCAAAUAUCAUUCUAUGGUUAACGACAUUAUACAUGACCAGUGACCCUUAUUAUUCCUCCCUUUAAUGAUGCAUUUCCAACAGUAACUUUCCCAUCCUUCUUACCCAGUAGUUUAUUUCUCUGUGGGUCACUAUGCACAGUGAUUAUUCCUCUAAUUCCCUCUCUUACAAUGACCUAUCUUGACCUCUUGUGUUACAGCCGGGCCAUUAUGAUGUACCUAGCUAACAAGCAUGCUACUGAGGAGACGCAGUACCUGUAUCCCAAGGAACCUGAGGAGCGAGCCAAGGUGGAUCGUAUGCUCUUCUUCGACAUGGGUACACUCUACCAUGCUAUCAAGGAAUAUUUCGGUCCCAAGAUUCACCAAGGUCUUCCCCCGGACCCGGAGAAGGAGAACCUGCUCAAGCAAAGUCUCGACUACCUCGACCACUUCCUUGAGAUCGGUGGAGUGCCUUACCUGUGCGGGGAGAAGAUCACCCUGGCUGACAUCGCCGUCCUGGCCUCCGUAACUGAGCUCGAUGCUCUGGAAUACAGCUACAAGUGUUAUGGCGACCUUAACAGAUGGGUGGAGAGGGUCAAGGGUAACUUCCCUUACUACAAGGAGUGCUGUGACGAAGGUGUUGCGAUGACACGAGCCAGAGUGAAGCAACUGGAAGCAGACUUGAAGAAACAGAUGGAGAAGGAACGCAAGGCAUCUCUUACCAAGAAGUAGGAGGAAGUACAAGAAGAAAGAGUCGAGGAAGAGUCAGACGAACACAAGAAUAAAACUUCCCCGCCCCCCAACCCCCGUCACUCAGAAAACAUCACAAGUUCUCACGAAAUAGAUUAUUUAUAUCACAAAAUAGAUAAUAAUUCUUCCUUAUUCUCUAGGACAGUAUUAUAAAUUUGAGCACAUUUUUUCUCAAUUUUUUAGUGUUUCACAUUUUUUAACAAAAAAGUCAUAUGAAGUGUUCAAUAAAAUCAAAGAUAUUUAACUUUCUGACUGUAAAAUAAUGGAUUUUUAGUCAAAAUAUUUUAUUUUUAACAGCAAACAGAAAAUAAUCCGAAAAAUCGUAAAUUAUCAUAAGCAAGAAAACAAGGUUUAAGAAAUAUAAUACAAUGAUUAUUCUCUCUAUAUAUAUUAAAUAUAAACAUUAUAGAUGUGUAUAGAUUACAGCACAACCCUCCCGUUGAACCAGAGGAUUGAACAUGUCACCUCAAAGCUUCCAUGGAUGUAAUAAAUGUUUCUUUAGUGAAGAUACAUAGAGCCGGUCAGUCACUCUGCAAAUUUCAAUGAGAUUCCCAUAUAUUGUAUCUUCUUUGAGGGAUGCUGGGGGUCAGCAUCCAGUGGGAGAAUAUAUUGUAUCUUCUUUGAGGGAUGCUGGGGGUCAGCAUCCAGUGGGAGAAUAUAUUGUAUCUUCUUUGAGGGAUGCUGGAGGUCAGCAUCCAGUGGGAGAAUACAGCAUGAUAAUACAGUAAUAAUCACCAAAUGCAACACCAGGAACAAAUCUCAAAGGGGAAAAAAUCAUUGACAAUACCACAGUACCAGAAAUACAAUACCAGAAAUACAAUACCAGAAAAUACAAUACCAGGGAAUACAAUACCACAAGCAGCAUUACAUAUGCCACAAUAAGCAUUACUUCCGUGUGCAUUAUACUUACCCGAUUUUUUGUUUACAGUUAUGCUGUUUAUAAUGCUGUAAUUGAUGUGUUAUGAUGUAAUUAAGAGAGUUUAGUGUAUAUAUUGACUCUGUCACAGUAUUCUGUACUGUCACAGUAUGCUGUACUGUCAUACUAUACUGUACUGUCAUGGUAUGCUGUACUGUCACAGUAUAUUGUCACAGUAUGCUGUCAAUCAUGGUAUGCUGUACUGUCACAGUAUGCUGUGACUGUCAUGGUAUUCUGUACUGUCACAGUAUGCUGUACUGUCAUGGUAUUCUGUACUGUCACAGUAUGCUGUAUUGUCAUGGUAUGCUGUACUGUCACAGUAUGCUGUAUUGUCAUGGUAUGCUGUACUGUCACAGUAUGUUAUACUAUCAUGGUAUGCUGUACUGUCACAGCAUGCUGUACUGUCAUGGUAUGCUGUACUGUCAUGGUAUGCUGUACUGUCAUGGUAUUCUGUACUGUCACAGUAUGCUAUACUGUCAUGAUAUGCUGUAUUGUCACCGUAUGUUGUCAAUCAUGGUAUGUUGUGACAGUAUGCUGUGACUGUCACAGUAUGCUAUACUGUCACAGUAUGCUAUACUGUCACAGUAUGCUGUACUGUGACAGUAUGCUGUACUGUCAUGGUAUGCUAUACUGUCACAGUAUGCUGUGAUUCAGUAUACUAUGACUGUCACAAUAUGCUGUGACUGUGACAGUAUGCUGUGACUGACAGUAUUCUGUACUGUCACAGUAUGCUGUGACUGCCACAGUAUUCUGUACUGCCACAGUAUGCUGUGAUUGUCACAGUAUUCGUGUCAAUAUAAUAUAUAUAUUUAACUUUUUCGUUGUUGUGUUAUAAUAUUCUCAGAGGUAUAUUAGCAGUGGAGUUUUUCAAUUAAAUGCUUCAUUAAAGUGAGUCUCUUAGUUUAAACUAGCUUUGAGAGUUUAAAUAUGCGAGUCUGUACACUGCUACACCAUUUUAUGUUUUCCUAUUAACAACUGGUAGUUAAAUUGAAAGGAUAAGCAGUUCUCUAUACAUGUGUAACCCAAGUAUAGGAGAAAGAUAUUUCUCAAUCUCGUUUCGGUUUGACUUAGACCAUUAACAAGUGUGACUUGUUAGUUAGUGGGCCAAAUUGGACCAUCGCUGAGAGUUUCUCCUAUAUGCAGGUUAUUUGUGUAUUAUUCCACUCAUGGCAUUUUGCCUUUUUUUUUUUUAAUCCUUUCAAGUCACUGUUGUAUUUUGAAAGAGCAUCUUUGGGUUGAAGAGAAUUGUGAUCUCACCACAGGUUAGCCAAAGCCUCAUACCAGAGGGGUUACUAUCAGAGCUUUAGAUCUGAUUAGCACAGCCACACCUGAAUACAUCUUAGCCUAUUGUAAAAUUCUUCAUGUAUCCACUAAAAAACUGCUAAACCCAUACAGGGGUUUUCCAGCUCUGCUCAGCCAGUAUGUAAAGUAUUGUAAGAGGUCAAGUAUUAACCUAGUGUCAGAUUUGGAUACUUGUGUAUUUUUUUUCAGUUUUAAGAUUGUGUGUGCAGGGGUAGACUUAGCUAAACCUUGUUUGUUUUAUGGAAUAGUUUAAGCUGCUGGGUUAAGAACUUGGUGACCGUAGUGGCUAUCAUAUUUGUACACUGGUGAUGUACUGCCUGACUUGAAUCUACAGUUAUGAUCAUAGUGUUACAUGCUACGUGGCUUUAGUGACGUCUCCCGUACAUCAGUACUUGUGCUGUGUCCUUUACACCAGUACUUGUGCUGCGUCCUUUACACCAGUACUUGUGCUGUGUCAUGUACACCAGUACUUGUGCUGUGUCAUGUACACCAGUACUUGUGCUGUGUCAUGUACACCAGUACUUGUGCUGCGUCAUGUACACCAGUACUUGUGCUGUGUCAUGUACACCAGUACUUGUGCUGUGUCAUGUACAACAGUGACACCAUAAGGUUUCUGAAUCUUGCCAACACUUCAGUUAUCCCUUCUCUAAGCCCCCCAAACAAAAAUAAAAGCAGAAAUAACAGCGUUGCUUCAAGAAAGGCAUCCUCCCUAGCCCCUUCUUCCAACCAGAAAACCAGCCCCUAAACCCCAUCUAUAUCUAACUUGUGGAGCCGCCCCUGUCUUAGUACUGAUGCUGUAACUUGCACUGACUUAAAGACGCUGUGAAGAAAACCUGUACUACCAGUGUGGGAAAGUAGAGAAAGGGGUCGAUGCCCCCUUGAGAGGGGUGGAUGCCCCCUUGAGAGGGGUUUUAGCCCCCUUGAGAGGGGUCUUAGCCCCCUUGAGAGGGGUCUUAGCCCCUUGAGAGGGGUCUUACCCCCCUUGAGGGGUCUUACCCCUUGAAAGGGAUCUUAGCCCCUUGAGAGAGAUCGACACCCCCUGUGGAGGAAAUUUCUCGACAGAUGCCGUCACUUCUCACAGACCUGUGUCUUGUCCAUGGCUUCUCUCCUGUACUAAGCCAUCAUGACAACACUUGCCGUCCUGUAAUGUUCCUUACAAGGUUGGAGAACAUGUGUACACCUUGAAUUGUGAAGGUUGUAUUAAUAAAGGAAUUUAAAAUGA